Molecule: messenger RNA, 1710 nt
Organism: Zea mays
Lineage: Eukaryota; Viridiplantae; Streptophyta; Magnoliopsida; Poales; Poaceae
Product: amino acid/polyamine transporter II
Exons: 3
Coding region: 93-1469 (458 amino acids)
Biological process (GO): amino acid transmembrane transport
Cellular component (GO): vacuolar membrane
Molecular function (GO): L-amino acid transmembrane transporter activity
Source: RefSeq, marked validated
UGUCUGUGUUCUGUUCGCUUCUGCUCCACCGCGUGCAUGCGUGGCGCUGCCCCAGCCUGCUAGCUAGCCUGCAACGGAAGGGGCCGGAUAAGAUGGCAGAUGGUGGGGCGGCGUCGCGCGGCCCUCCCGACGGCUCGCCGCCGGCCGCGCUGCUGCUGCUGCAGCAGCCCCUCCUCCACGCCUACGAGGCCCGCAAGGACCCGGCGGCGUGCGGCCGGGAGGCGCACGGGCACGGCUUCGGCCCGGACCCCGACGGCGCCGGCGCCGGCGGAGGCGCGAGCUUCGUGCGGACCUGCUUCAAUGGCCUCAACGGCCUCUCCGGCGUCGGGCUGCUGUCCAUCCCGUACGCGCUGUCGGAGGGCGGGUGGCUGAGCCUGGCGCUGCUGCUCCUCGUCGCGGCCGUCUGCUGCUACACGGGCCUGCUCCUGCAGCGGUGCAUGGACGCGUCCCCAGCCGUGCGCGGGUACCCGGACAUCGGCGCCCUGGCGUUCGGGCGCGGCGGCCGCCUCGCCGCGUCCGCGUUCCUCUACGCCGAGCUCUACCUCGUCGCCAUCGGCUUCCUCAUCCUGGAGGGGGACAACCUGGACAAGCUGUUCCCGGGCACCAGCCUCAGCCUCGGCCUCCGCGGCGCCGCCCUCGUGGUCUCCGGGAAGCAGCUCUUCGUCGUCCUCGUCGCCCUCGUCAUCCUGCCCACCACGUGGCUCCGGAGCCUCGGCGUGCUCGCCUACGUGUCCGCCAGCGGCGUGCUCGCGUCGGCCGUCGUCGUCGUCUGCGUGCUGUGGACCGCGCUGGCCGACGGCGUCGGCUUCCGGGCCAGGGGGAGGAUGCUCAACGUCAGCGGCCUCCCCACUGCUCUCGGCCUCUACACCUUCUGCUACUGCGGCCAUGCCAUCUUCCCAACGCUCUGCAUCUCCAUGAAAGAAAAGAAAAGGUUCUCCAGGGUGCUUGUGAUAUGCUUCGCCGCAUGCACUCUCAACUACGCAUCCAUGGCGAUCCUCGGCUACCUCAUGUACGGCGACGACGUCAAGUCCCAGGUGACGCUGAACCUGCCCGAGGGCAAGGUCGUCUCGAAGCUAGCGAUCUACACCACGCUGAUCAACCCCUUCUCCAAGUACGCCCUGAUGGUGACGCCGCUCUCAACGGCAGUGGAGGAGAAGCUGCUCGCCGCCGGCCGCGGCGGCAAGAGUAGUAGGUCCGUCAGCGUGCUGGUCAGGACUCUGCUGGUCGUCACCACGGUCGUCGUCGCGCUCGCGGUGCCCUUCUUCGGCCACCUGAUGGCGCUCGUCGGCUCGCUGCUCAGCGUCAUGGCCUCGAUGCUGCUCCCCUGCAUCUUCUACCUCAAGAUCUUUGGCGCGGCGCGCUGCGGCAGGGCGGAAGUCGCGCUUGUCGCCACCAUUAUUGUUCUGGGUUCCGUGGUUCUUGCGACUGGGACGUACGCCUCUGUGAAGAAGAUUGUUCAGGAUUACUGAAGACGAGAUGUCUGGAAAUGUCGGUGGCAGUGUCACAGUCAUUGUUGGCGUUCUUUUGCCGCGAUCGACAGUCCCAUAUCUCAACAUCAGCAGAUUAGGUGAACCAAUUAGAAGGUGUUCUUUAAAAAAUCAGUUAGAAGAUGUUUGUAGACAAAGUAAGGAGAGACGGAAGGAACAGUGAUGUACUGAAAACAUAAUAGGGUGAUACGCUUCUAUAUUGGCGUGAGCUACUAUUUUAUCU